ACACAUUAGCGCUUUCGUUCCCGCCUCGAUGAACGAAAAGGAUUCACAACCGUCGAUUGUUCCCGAAAUGCCACUCUGAAAAAGAACUCGACUGCUCAUUACUUCUUGAGUUCUCUCCAAAACCGCCAACACACUCUCUCUCUUCGCUGCGUGACCUUCUCUCUCCGCGUGAAGGUAUCUCGCUCUUGUUCCCUUCCACUACUGAGAAGCAUGUGUGUAGUUUUUCCUCUAUGAAUGUGUGUAUCUUUGCUUCUUUUCUUGAAAUGUGAUUUCUUCAUAUUUUCUAUCUUUAGAAUGACGAAGAAACUGAGAGAAUUUCCGGAAGACAAGAAGGCGGAGGAGGUUGCUUCGCCUCCUUCUGAAGCACCGGCGAGCCAAACCUCCUCGGCCACAGGAGGCUCUACUGAACAAUUGAUGUUGCUGGAGAAUUCGAUUGUCUCGCCUGAGGAAGAACUGGACAAGUCAGCACAAUCAAAGGAGAGAGAGAAAGACAGCUCUAUCGUUCCAGCCCCGGUGCAUGAUACUUCCUCAGAAGAGGAGUCGCUGAAGACUCAGGAAACUGUGGAGUCUGUGAAGACUGAGGAAACGUUGGAAGAUUUGAAAUCGAAGUCGUCAGAGUACAUAGUGAUUGAAAAUUCGAAAUAUGCUGAGAAAUCGUCUGUUUCUGAAACCAACAGUUCAAGUUCUGGCGAGAAUCCCUCAGAUACUCGUGAAACUGGAAGCGAUGAAUCUUUCACAAAAUCUGGCGAUCUAGACUCUAAUCUUUGCAUACAAGGAAGCUCGAGCUCGACUGAGAAACGUGAUCAACACUCUACAGAGAGUGAUAGUCAAGAAUCCUUUGAGGAAAAUCCGAAUUCCGUUGAGAAAGAAGGAUCAACGCCAGAGGAGGAGUCGGAUCAGAAACCAGCUGUGGACGGUGCAGGCAGCCGGAAGCUGGAGAAGGUGGCUAGUUUGGACCUGAAUUUGAACAUAGAUUUGAACCUCAUAUCACCGGCCGGGACAAAAUCGAACGGUGGACAGGGGAGCCCCGUGAGUGCUAAGAUGGUGGAAGAGGCUUGGGGAAGACUCCAAAAAUCCUACGUGACUUACAAGGGAAAGCCUGUUGGGACUCUCGCGGCUGUGGAUCCCGGUGCCGAGGCUUUGAAUUAUAAUCAGGUUUUUGUGAGGGACUUUGUUCCCAGUGGCCUAGCCUGCCUAAUGAAGGCCCUUGCAGAAAAUGAUGCUACAAAGCGCACUGCACUUACAGAACCUGUGAAGAAUUUUCUGUUAAAGACGCUCCACAUCCAAGGUUGGGAGAAGACAAUAGAUAACUUUACUCUGGGAGAAGGUGUACUGCCUGCAAGUUUUAAGGUUCUUUUUGACUCGUACCGGCAAAAGGACAUCUUGGUUGCAGAUUUUGGUGGCAGUGCAAUUGGAAGAGUUGCACCUGUUGAUUCAGGUUUCUGGUGGAUUAUACUUCUACGGUCAUAUACCAAGAGCACUCAUGAUUAUGCACUGGCAGAAAUCCCAGAGGUGCAGAGAGGGAUGAAGCUGAUACUCAAUCUCUGUCUCUCGGAUGGCUUUGAUACCUUUCCAACACUUCUUUGUGCGGAUGGAUGUAGCAUGAUUGACAGAAGGAUGGGAAUAUAUGGAUACCCAAUUGAAAUUCAGGCACUCUUUUAUUUCGCACUUCGGUGUGCUCGGCAGAUGCUAAAGGAAGAGCGCGAGAAGGAGUUGCUCAAGCGAAUUGAUAAGCGAAUCACAGCUCUCAGCUAUCACAUCCAGAAAUACUACUGGCUGGAUUUCACACAGUUAAAUAAGAUAUACCGUUACAAGACUGAGGAAUAUUCCCAUACUGCUGUCAACAAGUUUAAUGUCAUCCCAGAGUCAAUCCCCGACUGGGUCUUUGAUUUCAUGCCUUUGCGAGGAGGAUAUCUGAUAGGCAACGUCAGUCCAGCUCGCAUGGACUUUCGAUGGUUCUUGCUUGGCAACUGUAUUGCUAUUUUGAGUUCUCUUGUGACUGUGGAACAAGCAACAGCAAUCAUGGAUCUGAUUGAGGCGCGUUGGGAGGACUUGAUAGGGGAGAUGCCUUUGAAGAUCACUUACCCAGCUCUAGAAGGACAUGAGUGGAGGAUUGUCACUGGAUUUGAUCCGAAGAACACACGGUGGAGUUACCAUAAUGGCGGAUCUUGGCCAGUUCUGAUAUGGUUACUCACAGCAGCAUGUAUCAAGACUGGUAGGCCUCAAAUCGCCAAACGAGCUAUGGACCUGUUGGAGCAGCGCCUCUCGAAAGACGGGUGGCCAGAGUACUAUGACGGGAAAACUGGGCGUUAUGUUGGGAAGCAGGCAAGGAAGUAUCAGACCUGGUCCAUCUCUGGCUAUCUGGUAGCUAAAAUGAUGAUAGAGAACCCUUCCUACCUCCCAAUGAUCUCAUUUGAAGAGGAGAAAAAGAUAGCCAAGCCAAGGCAUACCCGUGCUGCUUCGUUUUGAGAGGAAACAUACCUAUACAGAGUUAAGGGGAAAGCUGAUGAAAUUGCAGUAGCUGGAAACUGCUUAGACACAAACAUGGUAAUUGAUUGCAUGAUAUCCCAGUAAUAGUAGCUUGACUGAUAUCAAAAACUAUACACCCACACACAUCUGAUUUCCAUAAUUCAUUCAGAUACUAUCCCAAACCUCUUUUUCCUCCCCCUCCAAGAUUUGUUUCCUAUAUUCUUUUUGAUUGAGGAUAUUAAUUGCAGUUGUCUUCCUGCUCUUUCAUGGUAGAGCUGAAUUUUUUUUAAAAUUACUUGGUGACUAUGUUCAU
This is a messenger RNA of Tripterygium wilfordii, 2782 nucleotides long. RefSeq names its product probable alkaline/neutral invertase F. Bases 235 to 2469 code for a protein of 744 amino acids. Gene Ontology annotation, molecular function: endo-alpha-N-acetylgalactosaminidase activity; sucrose alpha-glucosidase activity. The transcript is spliced from 4 exons. The record is from RefSeq and is a predicted model, not a curated record. Gene Ontology annotation, biological process: sucrose catabolic process. Lineage: Eukaryota; Viridiplantae; Streptophyta; Magnoliopsida; Celastrales; Celastraceae.